AUGGCCGAAGAAGGGCACAUGCAGGAAUCGACCAAGGGGAAGGUACCAAGUUCACCUCCCGGACCCUCGCAGACCCUCGCCCUUCCACCGACGUUCUACGCCGACAAACUGUCCAACGCGGCUAAAGCGAGGAAACCGUGUCCUAUAGGAAGCAAAUCAGGCAUUCUAUCGAUGGUCCUCGGCCAGCCAAACCCCUCAACCUUUCCCUUUGAGAAACUCACGAUACAAGUCAAACCGACCACCGCCGCCGGUGCCGGUGAUGAUAAUGUACGAGACGUUACUACUAAUCUGGUUCUCGAGCUCCAGGAGGAACUGGAGGUGGCGUUGCAGUAUGGGCAGACGGCUGGUGUGACCGAGUUGGUCGAGUGGAUUCAGGAGAUGAUGAGUGACGUUCAUGCGAGGAAGUACGACCUUAUAAUUAUCGAAGAUGACCCGUAUUACUUUUUGUACUACGGUAACCUGCCUCGUCCGCCUUCUUAUUUCUCUUUGGAGAGAGAGCUUGGAGGAGAACUGGGGAGGGUCCUUCGACUUGAUAGUUUCAGCAAGGUUUUGGCUCCUGGGUUCCGGCUUGGGUGGGCUACAGGCCCCAGGGAACUGUUGGAUGCCAUUGAGCGACACAAUUCGAUCUCCGUCGCUCAAGCAAGCACCUUUUCCCAAAUUAUCACUCUCAAGCUCUUGCGGGAAUGGGGUCUGAAUGGUUUCCUCGCUCAUACACGUCAGAUUGCAGAGGUUUACAAGAAGAGGCGAACGGUCUUCAACGCAUACCUCGAGCGUCAUCUCUCUGGGUUGGCGGAAUGGAGGGUCCCGGAUGCUUCGAUGUAUUUCUGGGUUAAGCUGAACUUGCUGACUGGUAAAUCAUUAUCAUCGUUCUACUUCACGUUUCCUAGUAGUACUGAUCGAAACGAUAUCUUUUCGCCAGCAGACUCGAGUACGUUCAUCCGAGAAAAGGCGAUCUCGAAUGGCGUGCUGGUUUUACCUGGUCAAGUUGCCUAUCCAGAUGGAAGGACCACGGCGUUUGUGAGAGUCGCGUUUGGGAUGCUUUCUGAUGAAGAUAUGGAAGAGGCGGUGCGGAGGCUUGCGAAGGUCUUGAAGGAGGAGGAGAGAUAA
Messenger RNA from Coprinopsis cinerea okayama7#130, 1107 nucleotides. RefSeq names its product kynurenine/alpha-aminoadipate aminotransferase. Gene Ontology annotation, biological process: biosynthetic process. Gene Ontology annotation, molecular function: pyridoxal phosphate binding; transaminase activity. The coding region runs from base 1 to 1107 and encodes 368 amino acids. The transcript has 4 exons. Lineage: Eukaryota; Fungi; Basidiomycota; Agaricomycetes; Agaricales; Psathyrellaceae. The record is from RefSeq and is a predicted model, not a curated record.